This is a messenger RNA of Salvelinus namaycush (lake trout), 417 nucleotides long. RefSeq names its product spindle assembly checkpoint kinase-like. Bases 1 to 417 code for a protein of 138 amino acids. Lineage: Eukaryota; Metazoa; Chordata; Actinopteri; Salmoniformes; Salmonidae. The record is from RefSeq and is a predicted model, not a curated record. Gene Ontology annotation, biological process: protein phosphorylation. Gene Ontology annotation, molecular function: ATP binding; protein kinase activity. The transcript is spliced from 4 exons.
AUGGCGUAUUCCACCAACACUCUUGCUGCUGGCAGCUUUGGGAAGGUAUACAGGGAGAAGUACAAUGACACCUGGGCUGCAAUCAAGAAGGUGCCACAACACUUAAUCAAUAGGAGAGACCUGGAGAGAGAGUGUCAAGUAUACAAUAAAGCGAUUCAUCCUAACAUAGUGAAGCUUCUGGGUAAUCCAACACUCAAGGACUCUAAGUGGAUCAUCCCCAUGGAGUUCAUCUUUGGAGAGGAACUGGAGACAACCAUCUUCAAAUCACAAAAAUCUAAAAUACAGUUGACUCCAUCGAUAAAGGCCACCAUCAUCACAGGCAUGUGUGAAGGACUGCUUCACCUACACAGCAAAGAUAUCGUCCAUCAGGACCUCAAGCCCGAGAACAUCAUGAGCAUGACACUCACAGAGCUGUGA